Molecule: messenger RNA, 1165 nt
Organism: Thermothielavioides terrestris NRRL 8126
Lineage: Eukaryota; Fungi; Ascomycota; Sordariomycetes; Sordariales; Chaetomiaceae
Exons: 3
Coding region: 93-911 (272 amino acids)
Cellular component (GO): proteasome core complex
Molecular function (GO): threonine-type endopeptidase activity
Source: RefSeq, a predicted model, not a curated record
GGAAUCCCAGGCGCAUUACAUUACGACGGCAGAAUUAGAACAAGGGAAAAAAGCCAUCGACGCCCAGGAUAAUCAGCCGUUGACCGGACACAAUGCCUGGCUUCGACUUCUCCAACUACAACCGCAAUGUGGCAUUGCACUCUCGGGGCGUGCCACUGCCCAAGGCGACAAGCACAGGAACAACCAUUGUCGGGUGCAUAUACGACGGCGGUGUAGUGAUCGCCGCCGACACACGAGCAACGAGCGGCCCGAUCGUCGCCGACAAAAACUGCGAGAAGCUGCACUACAUCGCGCCCAACAUCUGGUGCGCGGGCGCCGGCACCGCCGCCGACACCGAGUUCACCACCGCCCUGAUCAGCUCGCAGCUGGAACUGCACGCGCUGUCGACGGGGCGCAAGCCGCGCGUGGUGACGUGCAUGACCAUGCUCAAGCAGCACCUGUUCCGGUACCAGGGCUACAUCGGCGCGUACCUGGUGGUGGCGGGCGUCGACCCGACGGGCACGCACCUGUUCACGGUGCACGCGCACGGCUCGACCGACAAGCUGCCCUACGUGACCAUGGGCUCGGGCUCGCUGGCGGCCAUGUCGGUGUUCGAGACCCAGUGGAAGCCGUCGCUGACGCAGGAGGAGGCCGUCAAGCUGUGCGCCGACGCCAUCGAGGCCGGCAUCUGGAACGACCUGGGGUCCGGCAGCAACGUCGACGUGGCCAUCAUCACGGCCGACAAGACGACGCUGAAGCGCAACUACAUCAAGCCGAACGAGCGGACGCAGAAGACGAAGAGCUAUGUCUUCGCGAAGGGAACCACGGCCGUGCUGAGCGAGAAGAUCAUUCGGAAGGAGGACCUCGGCAAGUUCGUCAGCGUGCACGAGCUGACCGGGGACGACGGUGAUAAGAUGGAGGUCGAUGUCUGAGACGUGUUGACCCGUGUGAGGGUGCAAUAUGGGAGGCGGCGGGAGUUAACGCAGGAUCAUCCUCUGCAUUGUGGUAGAUCACGGUCUCAGGCACUGGGCAGACUAGCCACCCUCAUAGUGACAUCCCUGCAGGGACCACCAGACGACCGUAGAUUCCCAGGCGGCCGGCCGUAUUAUGAUGAGGAGAAUAACUUGCGCCGGGUUCUAUUGCCAAUUGCCAGCGACAAGGUGAUGAUCGCCAUUAGACCUAUGGA